AUGGCUCAGCGCUCUGAAGAUGAUGAUGAUACGUACGAUUGUAAGUCGUUCACUGACAAUUACAUUUGGUACGAAAUUGAAUUGAAAUAUGGUCACCUCUUCCAUUGUAACUGCCCUGAUAAUUCAAAGCUUUGUAAGCAUAUCUUCUUAAUUAACAGAGUGGCUGAUGCUCCAUAUACUCUUCGUUCUGAUAUUGUUGUUGAUGCUGAUACCACUGGCUUAGCCAUGAAGAACUUGCGUACGAACUUUGAUCAUGCUGUGAAGAAUUUCCUUGAUAACCCUGCACUUGCUAAUACUCAUAUGGAUCAAAAUCCCUUUUCGAAAAUCACCACUGACGAUGAUGCACACAUUCAAGAUGACUAUCGCAUUUGUCCCUUAUCUAUAAGUAAGAUUAUUCGAAAAGAUCCACUAGCUGAAACAAAAUGUAUUAUUAAGCAGAAACUAGAUGAUUCAAUGAUCAAGGUCUCUAACUAA
This is a messenger RNA of Rhizopus microsporus ATCC 52813, 474 nucleotides long. RefSeq lists its product as uncharacterized. The coding region runs from base 1 to 474 and encodes 157 amino acids. The transcript is spliced from 2 exons. The record is from RefSeq and is a predicted model, not a curated record. NCBI's taxonomy places the organism in Eukaryota, Fungi, Mucoromycota, Mucoromycetes, Mucorales, Rhizopodaceae. Gene Ontology annotation, molecular function: zinc ion binding.